GGAGGGUCCAACAAAUCAAAGGGCUCAAAACAACCCACUCGUGAAACUGAGCAGUCGCAGGACGAUACUGUGAGCCAACUGCUGGGCAUCACUAUAGCGGCCAUCAACGCUACCAAAGACCUUGUGCCCAUCGAUCUCGCGAAAGGUAUCCUCAGAAUGAGGGGCUUGCACAAAUAGCAUUUUGUGAAGGCAGGUUAUCCGACGCAAUGGAUAACCUGGAGACGCUUGUAGGGAUUUGCAAGGGACAACAUUCUGAUGACGCCCUUCGGCAAACUGUGCGAAAGGCUGUUGUUGCGAGCAAGCAGGGGAAUUGUGACCUUGCGAGGGAGCUUGACCAGAAAGCCUCAAAAGCUUUCCAAUUCUUCGCGCUGCACAAUGCGCGCGUAUUCCUCCACCGAUCUUACGACUUGGCACGCAUCGUGCUCACUGCAGGUGAGUGCAACAAGGCCGAGACUUAUUUCACCACCACGAUCGAAGCCUGCGAGAUGCAAGGCGAUCUGGCGCUUAAGGCGUUCAGCAUGCGUGGUCUGGGAGAGAUUGCAUUUGCGCGUAGUAACUUUGCUCUAGCCAUGCAACGCUUCGAUGAGACACGGUCUUUUUGUGCCGAGAUAGGAGUGCCUCCCCAGCAUCUGUGCAGUUGCAUGCCACUUAAUACAAUACCGGACAUAUUCGAAGGAUGGGCAUCGUUUUAAGGGGCAGGUCGCCAUUUGCGGAUGUAGGUAUACAUCUUUUCUGUGGCGGGCGUUGUGUAUACUUGAACACAGUGAAAAAAAUGUUAAGCAUGCUCCACAACCGGCGAGCACUUAUAAGACUUAUCGUUUCACUGGGCUUAUGCUGAGAAUUACGGCUACAGAAUAACAGAUGUUGCGUGUUCCUUUCGGUCAACGUCACACCCGAGUGGCAUCACAUAUGUAGAACCAGGCUUCUUCCAAACACUUUUAAACCUAUCAUCGUCAUCAGUCCGGUUCAAGUGAAUACAA
Molecule: messenger RNA, 980 nt
Organism: Suillus subalutaceus
Lineage: Eukaryota; Fungi; Basidiomycota; Agaricomycetes; Boletales; Suillaceae
Exons: 2
Coding region: 207-692 (161 amino acids)
Molecular function (GO): protein binding
Source: RefSeq, a predicted model, not a curated record